This is a messenger RNA of Closterium sp. Naga37s-1, 4422 nucleotides long. Lineage: Eukaryota; Viridiplantae; Streptophyta; Zygnematophyceae; Desmidiales; Closteriaceae. The record is from the annotation of a GenBank genome assembly.
AUGCGAACUGCGCGACUGUCAGGCGACCGUGGCGUGAAGCGGAAACGGCGGGUUGAUUCGAAUGAGAGGAACCGCGAGGGAAGGGAGGAGAGGAGGAGACGAGAGGAAGCGGAAGGAGCAGGUCAUGGUGGGGAGGGUGAAGAUUCGUGGCUGGGAGCGGUAGGUGGGGUGAAGGUGGGGGAUGAGGAAGCGGAGGAGAGGGAGGGGGCCUGGGAGGUGCCUGGGGGGUUGGCGAGAGGCGGCGGAGAGGCUUUGUCGCCUGAUGGUGUGCCGCAUGGCGACGAGAGGAGAGGAGCGAUGGAGGAGGCGGGGUUAGAUGAUGAGCUGGAAGAGGGCGAGGUGGUUGGGGACGAUGAUGAGGAUGAGGAGGAGGAUGGCGAAGAGGAGGAAGAAGAGGGGGAGGGGGAUGGAAGGGGGAAUGAUGAAGGAAGAUGUGUGGAGGACGAAGUGGUAAGUGAGAGGGAGGACGAAGGGUUGAGGAAGGGGGAGGAGGAGGAUGAUGACGUGGAAGGGGAAGGAGAGGAGGAGGGGGAAAGGAGAGUGGGAGAGGGAGUAUGCGGGGAGGAGGACGACGAGGAGAAGGGGCGAGAGGGAGAGGCGAAAAGCGAGGCUGGUUCCUUGGGUGAUGCAGAGAGAGGAGGAGACCGUGGCGGGAGGAGGGAUGCAGUAAGAAAGGGAGGGAAGGAGGUUGCGGUGAGUGAGAGGGUAAAUGAUGAUGCACGUACUACCGCUAUGGGCCCCGCAAGGGCAAGGGAGAUUGCGGUAAGGGAGGGAGCGAAUGAAGAAGCAUUGGUCGGCGCACAUGUGAAGGAUGAGAGGUUAGAGACGGGGGACGCGGAGCGUGAGAUUCAGGAAAAACGGGGAAGAGGCGGGUUGGCGAGCGAAGGCAGUGUGGGGAAGCGUGCGGAAGAGGCAGGGGAGCGUGAGACUAAGGAUGGGAAGAGGAGGAGAGAAGAAAGGGACUUGGAUGAGGAGAAGCGCAGGGAGAUCGAUGGCAGGGGGAGUGACGGCGGGGGACCAACAGGUGAGAGCGUCAAGAGAAGGAAAGAGAGUGAGGAGAGGGCGGAGAGGGGAGCGAAGGAGUUGAGUGGAGGAACGCCACAGGAGGCGAAAUUGGGAGCAUGCAUUGCCCAAAGUAAUGGGCGAAAAGGGGGGGCAUCAGAGGCCGGUGCCGCGGUUGUGGGGCGAGGUGGUGAGAGUGGGGGCUUGCUGCUGGCUCCUGGUGUGGUCGCAACUUCUAAAGUGCCUCAGAAGUCCGCUCCUGCUGCUCUGGCAACUUCGAAAGUGCCUCGGAAAUCCGCUCCUGGUGCUCUGGCAACUUUUAAAGCGCCUCAGAAGUCCGCUCCUGGUGCUGUGACAACCUCUAAAGUGCCUCAGGAAUCCGCUCCUGCUGCUCUGGCAGCUCCUAAAGUGCCUCAGAAAUCCACUCCUGCUGCUGUGGCAACUUCUAAAGCGCCUCAAAAGUCCGCUCCUGCUGCUCUGGCAACCUCUAAAGAGCCUCAGGAAUCCGCCCCUGCUGCUCUGGCAACUCCUAAAGUGCCUCAGAAGACCGCUCCUGGUGCUGUGGCAACUCCUAAAGUGCCUCAAAAUUCCGCUCCUGGUGCUCCGGCAACCUCUAAAGUGCCUCAGAAGUCCGCUCCUAGUGUUCUGACAGCAGGUGCAGGCAGGAGCAAUGGUGGUAACGCAGUGAAGGACAUGCAUGGGGACGGACAUGCUGCUUCUGUGGACCCAGGCCGUAGUCCAGUAUCACAGCCGGAUGCAGGUACUGGCGCUGCUGGUCGUGGCAGGGAUACUGCUGAGGGAGCUGUUUGUGCCGGGGGCAGUCGUGGCAAUGCAGGUGCGGGAUCAGUAGGUGCUAGACCGAGGGACGUGCUGCAGCAGGCAGGUGCACAUACCGAGUUCCACAGCAAUGCACAGAACGUGAGGGAGGAGGCAGGGAGAGAGAGCCAAGUAACAGCGCCAAUGCUGCUCGUGAAACCAGAGGCAGCGAGUGAGGAUGAGGGUGAGGAUAGCGAGGAGGAAAGGGAGGAGGGGGAGGAGGAUGAGGAGGAAGGCGCAGGGAGUUGGGAGGAGGUGGAAGAUGAGGAAGAGGAGGAGGAGGGGGAGGAAGAAGAGGCGUGCGGAGUGGUGCGUGCAGGGCAGGAGGCGGGGAGUGGGUUGGAGGGAGUGGUGGUGCCGUCUGCACGCCUGAUGCUGCAGCCUGUGGUGAAGCAGGAGCUGUGCGCACUGGAUGCAGGAGAGUGUGGUGGGGAGGGGGAAGGGGGGUUGGAGGGGGGUAGCCAUAGGGACGUGGGGGUAGGUAAAGGAGUAAAGGCCGAAGAUGAUACGGCGUGUGGUGGUUUGGGGAUAGAGGGCGUGCCUAGGAGCGACUUGGAGAGGAAUGCAAGGCAGCAGCGUGAUGGUGUUGCUGAUGAGCCGUUGCUGGCGCUGCCCUGGGAAGCAUUGCGGUCGAUGCAGUCAACGCAGUCAAUGCAGUCAAUGCAGCAGGUGCCGCUGGUACAGCUGUUACAGUUGCCGGGGGUUUCGCGUGGAGGCGGCUAUAAUGAAGGGUCUGCAGGAGCAGGGGCAGCAGUGGGAGCAGGGGGGCCAGUGGGGGCAGGGGGGCCAGUGGGGGCAGGGGGAGCAGCACUGGCACUGCCGUGGGGGGAUUGGGAGGCGCGGGUGCGAAUGCUGCGGAGGCAGCACAUGCUAUUUGAAAGCAAGGACGUGGAUGGGGAGCAGGCUGAGGUGGACUGGGUGGCGAAGAAGCAAGCAGAGAGGGAGAACCUGGUUCGGCAAGGGCUGGAGCUGCAGCUGCCGUCCAGCCAGGUGGGUGCAGCGGAGGAGGAGGCAGAGGCAGAGAGGAAGGUGCAGGCAGCGUUAAAGACGUUUGGGGGUUACAGAGAGGGGUUAGAGCGAUUUAAGAGGCAGAUGGAGGAGGCCCAGCAGAUGUUGCCUCUGUAUGCGGCUGCUGGGGUUGGUUCUGAUGCUGUUGCUGCUGCGGCUGCUGCUGUUUCUGCUGCGGCUGCUGCUGCUGGUGGUGCAGGUGCCUCUGGUUUCGCUAGUGUCCGUGCUGCCAUUGAGGGUUCUUCUGCUGCGCCCAAUGCCGCUGGAGAUGUCGCCACGGCUGCUGGUUCUGCUCCGGGUUCUUCCCCUCCCUCCUCCCAAAACCCAUCCACUGCAUCCCCCGCAGCAGCAGCAGCAGGCACACCUGCCAGGCGCAAGAGACAGUCCGUGACAAUGGAUGCAUACACCCUAAUGAGCCAGAACAACCAGUUACUCCCCCGGGACAUCAUAGGCCAUGUGCGGGGCGUGCCAGUAGGCUCCACUUUCCCCUCUCGCCUGCACCUCGCAGUGGUGGGCAUGCACACCAAGCACAUGAGCGGGAUUGAUUAUAUCCCGGCCUCCCGCUGCCCGUUCAAAGAGCAUGUGACGACGUGUAUUGUCAUGUCAGGGGGGUAUGAGGAUGAUGAGGAUGAAGGGGAAGAGUUUUGGUAUACGGGGCAGGGGUCUGGGAAUCAGAAGCUGGUGCGGGGGAAUCUGGGGCUUGCGAAUAGUUAUUUCUUGCAGCUGCCUGUGAGGGUGGUGCGCGGGCAGGUGGACGGGCUGGGGAGGAAGGCGUAUGUGUAUGAUGGGCUGUAUCAUGUGCAUGACUUUGCGCAUGUGGUGGGGAAGCAGGGGUGGUAUGUGUACCGGUUUAAGAUGGUGAGGGACCCAGGGCAACCGCAGUUGAAGUCCCAGCUGGUCACGUGGCGUAGGGGGAGGAAGAGGAGACUGCUGACUGGUGGGACACCUGCUGCUGAGGGAGGUGCUGCCGCUGGUGCCGCCGGUGCUGCUGGUGCUGGUGGUGGUGCUGCUGGUGGUGGUGUCAGCGAUGGGUCUGCUGCUGUGGUGGCAGGAGCAGGUGGGAGGGCGUUGGCGUUAACAGCAGGGACGGCGGGUGAACCAUCACCAGCUCCCCCUCUCACGCCCUCUCCCCCACCGCCUCAGCACCCCUCUGCCACUCCAGUGUCUGCUGUUUCCUCUGCUGCUCUUCCCCCCUCGGCCAUUCCCGCUUCGCUUCCCUCAACCCGUCCAUCCGCGCUUCCUUCUGUUGCUCUUUCAUCAGCCCGUGCUGCAGCCCCUCUCCCGGGCAAACCACAGGGACCUUGGCUGGCGCAGGCAUCUGCUCCGUCUUGCCUCGUUCUCCCCUCUCACGCCGCCGCCGCACCUGCUACUGCUCGUACUGCUGCUUCUGCUCCUGCUUCCCCCCGGCCUCUAUGCCUCACAUCCCCUGUUCUACCCUCCUCCGGACCCCCUCCUGUGGCUGCUCCUGCUCUCUCUGCUUGUGUAGCCUUCCCGUCAGCUGCUCCCUCUCUCUCCCCGCCCGCCAUCCCCUCUGCGAGCACUCUUAUUGGCUUCUUUGGCCUGCAGAAACCAUACUUCGGUUUCUCAUCAUCUUAA